AUGCCCUACAUCUUCCAAUCGCCUUCGUCUCGCCCCUCGCGAGCUUUGUCUGCAGGAGGAAUAUCAGAUGCUAUGUCGUCGAUGAGGACCUAUCUUCCGAAGAAGAAACAAGGGCCGUCGAUUGAUCUCGAAAGCCUGCGAGAGCAGAAUUCGACCAUCCCCGUAUCCAGCAUUCCCGUUGAACUGCUGCGCAAAAUAUUCGACGUUUAUGUCUACGAGCCAUACCCAGCAAAUAUGGGCUUUCGUUCCAUGGAUCCCGACUCAGGUGGAGACCCGUUACUCCUCGGCCAAGUUUGUUCCUACUGGAGAAACGUCGCGGUCAAUUCUUCAAGCCUGUGGUCGACCAUUGUGAUUUCACAGCCCAUAGAUCGCCAUACUCGUCUUGUAAACCUCUGGCUCGACAGGGCUGCUGAGCACCCACUGGACAUAACCUUCAACCAACCAGACAAUAUCACAUCGGCGUGGACUAUAUUGAACGCCUUCGUGUCACGCUCCAGGUUUUGGAGGCGGAUCGAUUUGACAGUUCCACUCCAACUCCUCGCACAUUUCGCAAGCCUCCUCCAAUCGCCUCGACGGUGCGACAUGCUAGAGCAUGUGGACUUCUUCACUCGCAGCCCCAUCUCGGGGCAGCUGUUCGACUACGACCUCGCACAUCCUGCAUGGAGGACUAAUCUUUUACGCCAGAUAUGGUCCUUCUUCUACACCUCCUCAUCCCUCUGUUCUGUGUAUUGGGUCUAUGAGUUUGAGAGCUGCGCUCAUGAAUAUGCACCAUUGACCCAGAUGACAUCAAUCCACUUGAACACUUCAGCUCAGCUUGACGCAGAAGACACCGUCGGGUUUAUGCGACUCUUCCCGAACCUGAAAUCCCUGACCACGACCAUCUCCUCUUCAACCUCCUUUCCUAUCCCUAAGCCGUGCAUUCCCACUUCCGCAAUCACAUUCACCAAACUCGAGACCCUGCAUCUGACUGUUUGUUCCCCCAUACCAACCAUAUUCUCCAAGGUCACUCUCCCCUCUCUGCGCUGUCUUCACUUAGUAUCUGUGGCUUGUCAAGAACCCUUGUUCCCAGAUUCUACCAUUUUCAACGACUUCCUUCAACGAUCAAAUUGCCGGCUGACCACAUUGAAUUACGCCGACCCACACGUUGCGGAACCAUGUUUGCAGGAACUACUCGCCACCCCCUCUCUUCAGUUCCUGGCAUAUUUCAACUACGAUGGGAGGGUAACUGACUUCACCAUUCUGUCCCUUAUGAAGCGAAGCCAAAGCGGCUGUCAUGCACUGGUCCCACGAGUUGAAGAGCUGUACUUCAUGAACUGUGAUACGACGGAUAUUGCAAUUUCGGAUAUGGUCGCAUCACGUACCCCAGCAUUGAAGACCUUCCAAUUCUAUUCCGAGAGGGAGGGACGCUUGAUUGGCCCCACGCAUUGGUACUACUAA
Cyclocybe aegerita is the source of this 1437-nucleotide messenger RNA. NCBI's taxonomy places the organism in Eukaryota, Fungi, Basidiomycota, Agaricomycetes, Agaricales, Hemipholiotaceae. The record is from the annotation of a GenBank genome assembly.